Molecule: messenger RNA, 1560 nt
Organism: Eurypyga helias (sunbittern)
Lineage: Eukaryota; Metazoa; Chordata; Aves; Eurypygiformes; Eurypygidae
Product: gap junction alpha-9 protein-like
Exons: 1
Coding region: 1-1560 (519 amino acids)
Biological process (GO): cell communication
Cellular component (GO): connexin complex
Source: RefSeq, a predicted model, not a curated record
AUGGGAGACUGGAAUUUCCUCGGAGGCAUUUUAGAGGAAGUCCACAUUCAUUCCACUAUUAUUGGAAAGAUUUGGCUAACGAUCCUCUUCAUAUUUCGAAUGCUUGUCCUUGGGGUGGCAACCGAGGAUGUUUGGAACGAUGAACAGUCAGAAUUCAUAUGCAAUACUGAGCAACCCGGUUGCAGAAACGUGUGCUAUGAUGAGGCUUUUCCCAUCUCUCUCAUAAGAUACUGGGUCUUGCAAGUUAUAUUUGUCUCUUCCCCUUCCUUGGUGUAUAUGGGUCAUGCCCUGUACAGACUGAGAGCCUUGGAAAAAGAGAGGCAGAAAAAGAAAGCUCAGGUAAGGGUGGAACUUGAAAGCACUGAACUAGAAAUGACUGAAAGCCGGAAGCGGUUGGAGAGAGAACUCCGGCAGCUGGAGCAAAGAAAGCUAAACAAAGCACCCCUGAGAGGCUCUUUGCUCUGCACUUAUGUGAUACACAUUUUCACCAGGUCCGCACUGGAAAUCGGAUUUAUGAUCGGGCAGUAUCUCCUUUAUGGCUUUCACCUAGAUCCCCUUUAUAAAUGCCAGAGGGACCCGUGUCCCAACACAGUUGACUGCUUUGUGUCUAGACCAACAGAAAAGACAGUGUUCAUAUUAUUCAUGCAGUCGAUAGCAACUGUAUCGUUGCUUUUAAAUAUCCUAGAAAUUGUCCACCUAGGAUUCCGAAAAAUUAAAAUGGGGCUCUGUGGGCAGGAUAAAACCAAGGAUGACCUUGACAAUUUCUACAUAAACAAAUCUAAGAAGUACUCCGUGAUACCACGCUCGUCGUUGGGAAUAUCCACCACCCCUCAAAAGACUCUUCCUUCUGCCCUUAGCAGUUACACUUUUUUAAUAGAGAAGCAAAGUGACGCUGCCAUCUACCCGGUUCUAAAUUCUCCUCCCAUGUUUCAGGCUGUGCCAAAUAACCGUACAGAAAGCAGCAGCAAUUACACCCAUCUCAAUCAGGAAAAUAAACUGCCAAAGAGGAGGCCAGCUACAAAUUUCGACAGUCACACUCAAAAUACUAGCACAAACAAUAACGAAAGCUUGCUUGGCGAGCUUGGGACGGAAGCGCGGGAUGCUCCGAAAGAAGCCGAAAAGAAACAUGUCCAUGUUGGUACUCAGAAUGCGGAGACAGCUUGGAGCACGUGCUUGAAAAGCUUUGCUGAAAUGCCGUCUCAAAAUUCACUGCAGCCUGAUACAGCUUGUUCUGUUACCAGUUUGAGAAGACAGCACGGAAUCGGUUCGUUGUGGAACUACUCAGCAGCGGCGGAGAGCGCAGGAGCUUCAACGAAUUAUCUCCCAAAGAACAGCAGCAGAAGACAGAGCAGUUUCAGCGCAAACAAAGCCCAACCUCCUUACAGCGCUGAUGUGAAAAACUCCAGCCGACCGGACACUCCUGACUCCACAGGGGAAGGGAGCUCGGACUCUAAACAAAGUAGAAACUGCGGCAGCCCUCGGCCUUUCUCUCUGUCCAGGCGAGUGUCGCUGUCAAGCAAUGCCAGCAGCAGGCAUGCCCCCACUGAUCUUCAGAUAUAG